AUGUCUGUCUGGGAACAAGUCGUUUACUUAUCUCAAACUUCUGGAACUCUGAUUGCUCUCAUUCUUCACUCAAUUCUACUAAAUUUAAUCAUCAAUCAUUCUCCAAAGGAUAUUGGAGAAUACAAAUAUUUGAUGCUGUUCAUCUCAAUUUUUGAAAUAAUUUACGCAAUUUUAGAUGGGUUAGUGCAACCGGUAAGUAAAACAAAAAAAGGGUUACUAAUUCUUAUUCUUGAAACCUCGCUAUUCAUUUCAUUUGGGGGUACUUUCAUGUUUAUUGUCGACACUUCUUCAUCUAUCAUUGAUAAAACAUAUUGGGAGAUUCUUGCAGUAACUUAUUGUUCAUUUUACGGUUCAUCGAUGGCAAUUCUCACCAUACACUUUGCAUACCGCCUUUGGAUAAUUAGCGGUACAAGUGAAGCAAUGUUAAAAUGGUUUCGCUGGCCAAAAGUGCUGAUUUGGCUUCUUUUUCCAUUUAUGACUGGGAUGAUUUGGUUUUUUGUCGCGUAUUUUACAUGUUACCCAAGAACUAGUUCGUCAGAUUUUUUGAGAUAAAAAGUUCGCGAAAGACUCGGAUUAGAUAUCGAUAUCAUAUUCUAUUUAUCUCCUUACUUUUUUGAAAAAGACGAAACUGGCAGAACUAAAAUAUACUGGCCUUCUGUGAACGGCCUUUUACUGGACUCGAUGACAAUUCUUAUAUCCCUCAUCUUAUGCGUUUAUUUUGGAUUCAAAUGCUGGAAAACAAUGAGUUUAAUUUUUUCAUCUUCAUCAACUCACUACCAAAAGCUUCAAACCCAAUUAUUCUACGCCUUGGUAGCCCAGACCCUAAUCCCAGUUUUCUUAUUACACAUUCCGGUUCUCACAAUGUUCACACUUUCUUUUCUAAACCUUGAUAUCGGUGCUCUCAGUGAAGUUGUGAGCAUUACAAUUGCAUUAUUCCCUACAUUGGAUCCUCUACCUACUAUGCUGAUUGUAUGUCAUUAUCGGAAUGCAAUCACUAAUUAUUUCCGAAGUCGAUACAAAGAAUUUCGAAAAGUGAAAUGUGGAAAAUGUCUGAGAACAAAUAAGCAUAGACAUCCCACCUCGUCAAUUACUCUUUGA
Caenorhabditis elegans is the source of this 1098-nucleotide messenger RNA. NCBI's taxonomy places the organism in Eukaryota, Metazoa, Nematoda, Chromadorea, Rhabditida, Rhabditidae. The record is from the annotation of a RefSeq genome assembly.